AUGUCAAAGAGAAAUAAUGAUGGCGACGUCAUCGCAAAUCGCAUAAGUCUGCUUGAAGCAAAAGGACAGAAGCUCCUGGCGUCGCUAUAUGGUUCGCGACCCGACUGGGACUCUGUGGGUAGUGCUGCCAAAACGCAAAAUGACGAUGAUGACCAAGAUCUCAAACAAAAUUACGCACACGACAGAAUCGGUCUUGGCGGUGUAUUACCCAAAGACAUUGAGGAUGGCAGUUUCACCAAGAGAAUACCAACAUCAGACGACAAGCUACUGCAGCAGUUGAUUGGCAAAAGGAAAGCAAAAGCUCACAUUGCUGCGAAGCAAGAGGCAGCAAGAUCGAAACCAGCCACCAAGGCCCAACAAUAUGCCAAGCAGAACGUCGCAAAGAAAGAAGAAAGUGACGAAGAAGAGGGUCGGGCUGCAACUUUCAAAUCAAAGAGGCAAAAGAAAAAAGAGAAACAGGCGCCGAGAAAGGUGGUUAGCGACGACGAAGACGAAGAGUCGAGAACGAAGCGACUAGCAGCCAAUGCAAACAACGAAGAUGAAACAAAAGAGAAUGUAAUCGCAGACACCCAGGUCGAUGUUGAGCCAACCCAGGACGACGACGAGGAGGCGGAAGUUGCACAGCCUGCCCCCCAAAGAACGAAGACUAAACCAAAAAGUUUUCUUGAUGAGAUCCUAGCAGAACGCUCAAAGAAAAAGGCCGACAAAGGGAAAUAG
Messenger RNA from Pyrenophora tritici-repentis Pt-1C-BFP, 717 nucleotides. Lineage: Eukaryota; Fungi; Ascomycota; Dothideomycetes; Pleosporales; Pleosporaceae. The record is from RefSeq and is a predicted model, not a curated record.